GCCGGUUUUUCUUCGGGUGAUGAUGUACUAUCAAAGAAGGGACCCAAAUCAGGCGUUCAGAGAGACAUGAAAACUGGUUAUUUGAAGUCCAAUCGCCCGUUGAUUAUGUGCUUCAUUCCAACUUACAAGGAAUCACUGGACUCAAAAGCGUUUGCUGUUCGAGCCACAUGGGGCCGAAGGUGUGACCGAAUGAUUUUUGCUGCCGACGAAGUGAACAAGACAUUCCCAACAAUCAAAAUGGGCUACCCUGGUCGCAAGAUGCUCUGGGCUAAAGUGAGAGACACUUUCGAAUACUUCUACGACAACUAUCUUGACCAGUACGACUGGUUCUACAAGGGAGACGACAACACUUAUGUCAUAGUUGAGAAUUUGAGAUCAUUCCUCGCUAAGUAUGACCCGGACAAGCCAUGGUUCUUCGGCCAUAGAUUCAAGGCUUUCCUGGUGGAGGGGUACAACAGUGGUGGUCCUGGCUAUGUCCUCAGCAGAGGAGCUUUGAGACUCCUGGGUCCCACACUUAAAAUGAAGACAAUCAACUCCACCUGCAUGCCUGGAAACCAGACUGGCACAUACAGGGGCGAGGACUUCAGAAUGGGAGAGUGUUUGGAAAAAGUGGGCGUGGUGCCGUCUCGAACCCUGGACGAAAAGGGGCGUGAACUCUUCCACGUGUUCAAUCCUGACGGCGAAUUGACAGCUAUCAAAAACACAGAGUGGUAUCACUUUUUCAAUUACUACACACACAAAUCGGGUUUCGACUGUUGUUCGGAGAAUUCGAUCAGUUUUCACUAUGUGGGACCACAGUACAUGUAUGCCAUGGAAUACAUCCUGUACCAUCUACAACCACACGUACUACAAGUGCAACAAAACAUGCAAUCUUGA
Molecule: messenger RNA, 876 nt
Organism: Symsagittifera roscoffensis
Lineage: Eukaryota; Metazoa; Xenacoelomorpha; Acoela; Convolutidae
Product: glycoprotein-N-acetylgalactosamine 3-beta-galactosyltransferase 1-like
Exons: 6
Coding region: 67-876 (269 amino acids)
Cellular component (GO): membrane
Molecular function (GO): N-acetylgalactosaminide beta-1,3-galactosyltransferase activity
Source: RefSeq, a predicted model, not a curated record